CACUGGGUAUGUGAAUGGACGAGGAAUGUCCGCUCGUCAUAAAUAACUGGACGCUAAAUGAAGAUGUGAGCCACUUCCAACUUCAACAACUGACCUAAGUUUGGACUACUAACGCGGAAAGAAAUAUACGCGUUGUUUGACACACUUAUGCAAUGGAUCUUUACAUAUUAACAUAUUGAUUGUGCGAUUUUCCCCACUCACCGGAACGCGAAUGAUACGAAUGUCCGUGAAUGAGCUGUGCAGCUCAAAUUUAGGAAGUUACAACGGCUGUACUUCGAUUUUGUGACUUGCUCGCGUAGGGCAUCGGAAAUGGCCAACUUAAAAUGAGCUAAGUGCAGAGCAAGUGUUCAAUGUGCCACAACUACGAGCGCAAAUGUACGCACCAAAAAGUUUUAAGUAUUACAGAAGUAAACCAAGUGAACAAGCAGUAAGCGGUGUUCGGUCGGCUUGUUACCAUCGCGCGAACUUUUAUCAUGACUUCAAGAAUUCACGGAGUUGUGAAAAUCGAUAUUUUUGUCAAAUGUGUUUUAUAUAUUCGUGGUGCAUUGUUUGUUCACAUUGUCAGCGGAAUUUAUUUGUGUUUGAUGUGUAGUCCGAUUUCGGAUGAUAUUUGGCAGGAAUCUAGUGGUGUUAAACAAGGAUUUGUGAACAACAUUUCUGAACAUCUCAAAACCGGUAAAGUUUUAAACUUUUUUCCGAUUCCAGUUGAGGAGGAAUGCAACGCCAACGACGGUAGACGAAAAGGGGUCUGUAUGAAUCCUUACGAGUGCAGAAUGCAAGGUGGAUCAUCAAAAGGAAGCUGUGCACUUGGGUUCGGCGUUUGUUGCACGUUUACAGCCACCUGCAACCAGGACGUGUACAACAAUAUCACAUACUUUGUUAAUCCCAGUUUUCCUGACUUGAAUCGAGAUAUCGGCAAGUGUAGCGUGAAUAAAAAGAUUGAUCCGGAUAUUACUCAAUUUCGGCUCGACUUCAUUCACUUCAACUUGGGUCAGCCCAACCGUCGAAAUGGAAUCUGUGAGGAGGGUUUUGUGCUGAGCGGAGGCUUGACGAAACAAUUAAGUCUUUGUGGUAUCAACAGUGGUCAACACAGUGCUUUUGAUGUGGAAGGGCUCGAAGAAGCGAUUGUGAUUAGCAUGAAUUUUAGCAAAACCGUGCCUCGGUUGUGGGAGAUUCGCAUUGUGCAGGUACCAUUCGUGCAAAGGGCACCCGAGGGAUGCCUGCAAUAUCAUACAGGCAGAACAGGUGUUCUGCAAACGAUGAACUAUGCCGAAAAUGGUCGACAUUUGGCAAAUCAGGACUACAACAUUUGCAUUCGUAAAGAGGAAGGAAUGUGCUCUAUUGCUUACGAACCCUGUGAUGAAAAUUCCUUUAAAAUCGGCAAUGUGAAACCUCAUGUACAGUAUUUUAACAAUGAUCAGAAUUUAAAUAAUAUGAUAAUAAACGAUAGCGGUGAAGGCGGUGCGGGUCAGGAAACAGGGGAGACACAGCAGUCACAAGAUGAAAGUUUGAAUGAUGUGGGAUCAGGAGCAGAUGCAACGGAUGACAAUGACCCUCAACCAAGAAUUAGCGAAAUCUGCACGAAUCGGAUCAUAUUACCUUGUGAUAAUGAUGAUUUUCUCUUGGCUACUGGGAUGCCGACAGGUGGUCAAAAUGGUUAUUGCAGUUUGGCACAUUGUGGAAGUUCGCUAUGUCCGAAUGGGGAACAACCAUGUCGAGUCGAAAGUAAUGUAACGCCAUUUACUGUAGGGGUGCAGUUUGGAGCGACUGGGCGCGGUGAAUCUCCCGAGGACAACAUUGGUAUGUGUUUGACUUACCAUCAAGAGCCCUGCUCAGUGUAAUAUGCGUUUCAUUUUGAAUGAAAUAUUUAUUAUGCCUACCGGCCAAAGAAGAUGUAAAAUGAUGUAAAAUGUACAAUAAUGAAAUAAAAAUAUUGUUUUUUUAA
This is a messenger RNA of Dalotia coriaria, 1945 nucleotides long. RefSeq lists its product as uncharacterized. Lineage: Eukaryota; Metazoa; Arthropoda; Insecta; Coleoptera; Staphylinidae. The record is from RefSeq and is a predicted model, not a curated record.